Messenger RNA from Cuscuta campestris, 613 nucleotides. The record is from the annotation of a GenBank genome assembly. Lineage: Eukaryota; Viridiplantae; Streptophyta; Magnoliopsida; Solanales; Convolvulaceae.
UAUUAAUGUCAAUUUUUUCUUCCUAGGUUUAUAUAUGUGCCAGCUCCACAUACCAGCGAGGCGCUCGCAAAAGUAUUGAUGAAUGCUUUAGUCAAUCUCAAUUUGGAUGAGAAGCUGUGGCAUCUUUGUUGGAUCCAAGGAAAAAGAUGGAACAUGUUACCUAUUACUUUGAGAAGCUUUAUGGAGCACGUGCUAGCACAGAGUGUGAAAGAGUAAAAGCAUUGUUGGAUUCUUUGGUAGUUGAUUAUGAGAAGAGAGGAUCUUUAAGUUGGAGGUUAUCGCAAUUUGAAGGUACAUGUAAGGAUAAUGCUUUGGAAUGUUCAAGCAUUUUAGUUGAUGAAGAUGUCCAGGGAAAGAUCACAGAAGAGGAUGGAGAUGCUGAAAGCGACGAGGAUGAUAUUUGAUCAUAUAGUUGGAAGAUUGAUUUUCCAUUUCGUAGUUGGCACAACAUUUUAUGAGUUUUGAUAAAUAUUUGUGUAACUUUAUUAUAUUUUUAUGUGUUUCUACUGGGGUGAAAUCUUGUGUGGCACAAGAUGAAAAUGUUCCCUAAAAUAUAUUCACAUGUUUUGACUAUUAUUAGGACAUUUAUUAUAAAUAUAUUAACAUUAUGGUG